This is a messenger RNA of Lampris incognitus (smalleye Pacific opah), 2474 nucleotides long. RefSeq lists its product as uncharacterized. Bases 1 to 2118 code for a protein of 705 amino acids. The transcript has 17 exons. The record is from RefSeq and is a predicted model, not a curated record. NCBI's taxonomy places the organism in Eukaryota, Metazoa, Chordata, Actinopteri, Lampriformes, Lampridae. Gene Ontology annotation, molecular function: pseudouridylate synthase activity; kinase activity.
AUGGUCAUCAGCUUCGUAGACGCGCGUGUUCUUCAUGGUUUGGGCUUAUUUCCGAAUGGCUAUCUCAGUUCGGCGUCAACCUCUCCCCCAGACAGGCCUUUCCGAGUUCACCCUUCGGUCUCGCAGGCGGCGGCGGAGAACAGGCCGGUGGUUGCUCUGGAGAGCACUAUCAUCACCCACGGCAUGCCUUACCCACAUAACCUCAGGACAGCAAAGCAGGUGGAGGCUAUAGUGCGGGCGGAGGGAGCCACCCCAGCCACAGUCGGGGUGAUUCGGGGCAAGGUCCACGUGGGUCUCUCCCCGGAAGAGCUUGAAUAUCUGGCCCGCGGCGAGACGUCGCUCAAAGUUUCCCGCCGUGAUCUGCCCUACGUCAUCAGCAAGGGUCUCUCGGGGGGCACCACUGUCUCUGGCACCAUGAUAGCUGCACAUCGAGCUGGAAUCCCUGUAUUUGUCACGGGGGGCAUCGGGGGAGUGCACAGGGAUGGAGAGAAUAGUCUGGAUAUCAGUGCCGAUCUGACGGAGCUGGGCAGGACCCCCAUCGCUGUGGUCUCUGCCGGGAUCAAGUCCAUUCUGGACGUCGGCCGCACCCUUGAGUUCCUCGAGACCCAGGGUGUGUGUGUGGCCACCUAUGGUACAUCCAGAAGUUUCCCAGCAUUUUUCUCUCCACAGAGCGGAUUCACCUCCCCGUACUGCGUCAGCAAUCCUCGGGAGGCAGCAGAGCUCAUUGCGAGCACCCUGUCUUUGGGCCUCCAGAGCGGUCUUCUGCUGGCGGUGCCCAUCCCAGCAGACCAUGCACCGGCGGGUCAGCUGAUAGAGGAGGCCAUACAGACUGCUGUGGCGGAGGCCAGUGUUAAGGGCGUCAAAGGAAGAGACGUGACGCCUUUCAUUCUUGAAAAUGUCAACCGGCUAACUAAAGGAAAGUCCCUUCAGGCUAACAUAGCACUCGUUCAUAACAAUGCCAGGGUGGGUAGUCAGAUAGCCUGCGCACUGUCGGAGCGGAUGAAUGGCAGGAAACUGGGACAUAGUCGUCGGCAUGUUGGAACGCCCCCUUCAGACUCGGAGUCAAAUAUUGUGGUGAUAGGGGGAAUUAAUGUGGAUUUUAUCGCUGAAGGAAAAACGGAAAAGCUUAUUUUUGGACAGACUAACCCAGGAAGAGUCUAUCAGUCAUUUGGUGGCGUGGGACGAAAUGUUGCUGAUUCACUGAGUCGACUGGGCCAUAGACCCCUGUUUAUAUCUGCUGUCGGGGCUGACUCUCACAGUGAUGCGGUGCUGACCUACUGUAAACACAUGAACAUGAGCGGUGUUGCCACGCUGGAGGAGCACAGGACCGCGACUUACUGUGCGGUCAUCAGUGAGGGUGGGGAACUCGGUCUGGGACUGGGCGACAUGGACAUUCAUGAGCAAAUCACAGAACAGUAUGUGGCGCAAUUUGAGAAGCAGCUGUUGUCAGCCUCUCUCGUGUGUCUCGAUGGCAACCUCCCCCUGACUACCAUCGACUACCUUUGCUCUGUUGCAAAGAAGUGUGCGAUCAAUGUUUGGUACGAGCCGACCGAUUCCAACAAGGCCUGCAAGCCCUUCCUGUCAGAUUCCUGGAAGUCCCUGUCCUACACAUCCCCCAACCUGGCAGAGUUGUGCACCAUGAACAGGAUCUUGGGCCUGCCCACGCCUGAAGACCUGCCGAGCUCUCUUGAUGAGGUGCUGAGCUGUGCGCUGGCUCUCUCCCGCCCCCUGCUGAACAACCUGCACUGUGUGGUGGUGACACUGGGGGCAAAGGGAGUGCUAGUGUGCGGCGAGCAUGAGGCUGGAUCAGUCAAUCUGCAGCCAAAAAAACAGCGGAAGAGGGGUCGGCUGUGUGCACUCCACUACCCUGCUCUGACGGUCCCCAAAGAGAAGACGGCGAAUGUCUCAGGAGCGGGAGAUAGUCUUGCAGGUGGGAUCAUGGCCGGAAUCCUGGGCGGUCGAGACACUGACAGCUGUGUAUGGAUGGGGCUCCUGGCUGCACGGCUCUCGCUCGCAUCGCCACACCCUGUUGCCCCCAUUCUUACCAUGGACUCUGUGGACCCCAGUAAAAUCCCGACUCAAACCUGGCCUAAACCUGUCUUCAUGUGGAUGGAUUGAAAUUAGAAUUCAUUGUUAAUAUUUGUUGAAAAUACAAUUGGAAAUGUAUUUGAUUAUGCAUUGGCUCUUGGGGGGGGGGGGUCAGGAUUGUGCAUGUUCGGUUUUUAUAACGGCUGCUAGUGAAACCAGAAUAUUAAACAAUGAGGGAGUAAGGAAAUAAUGGACUAGAGUAUAACGAGUGUCAGUGCCAAGCUAAUUUUGUAGUUCUCACUCCUUAACCACAUGCCCUACUCCAUUAGGAAAUAAAAUGACAAGACAAUUUAGACUAGAAGUGAAUUCGCCUCCUAAUCCCUCCUUUCAGAACAUCAAUUAUAGAUGAUAUACUGUCUCUGUAAAGUAGGAAUAAAACACUUGCA